AUGAUAAUGCUUUUCAAAAAGUUAUAUUUAUUUAUUUAUUUAUUUGAGAGGCAGAGUGACAGAGAAAUACAAAGAAAGAUCUUCCAUCUGCUAGUACACUUCCCAAACUUCUACACAGCCAGGGUUGGUCUGGGCCAAAGCCAAGAGCCAGGAAAUCCAUCUGAGUCUCCUACGUGGAUGGUAGGGACCCAAGUACUUGAGCCAUCAUCCGCUGUCUCUUGGGUGCUUUAGCAGGAAACUGGAUCAGAAGCAGAGGUGAGGUUCAGUUUUAGAUACCCCGAUAUGGGAUAUAGGUGGCGCAAGCUGCAACUUAACUCUCUGUGCCUCAGUGCCUGCCCCUCAUCAAGUAUUUCUUAUCUAAAGAACAUACAGCUUUCCUCCUCCAUUCUGUUAAUGGGUACAUCAGAUCCUGAUGCUCAGCACUCCUGACACUCAAGUUGAUAGCUGCUUUAAUGACAUUUCAGGGAUGUCACAAAGCUCAGCAUGUGUGACCUGGGCUGGGAAACCUGAGAGGGACGUGGUUUAACCUGCGCUGAGAAUGUGACUGACCAUUUAAACUGGAGUCAGAGGAAGUUAAAUGGAGGGAACAAGCACUUUCAGGAGCUCUUCUUAGUCAUGUGGAGAGGGCCAAAUGUGAACUGUGUUGACAGCACUGGCUAUACACCCUUGCACCAUGCCGCUUUGAAUGGCCACAAGGAUGUGGUCGAGGUUCUGCUGAGGAAUGAUGCACUGACCAACGUGGCUGACUCUAAAGGCUGCUACCCUCUGCACUUGGCCGCCUGGAAAGGAGAUGCCCAGAUAGUGCGGUUGCUCAUCCAUCAAGGGCCCUCGCACACUAGAGUCAAUGAGCAGAAUGCUCUUGAGAUCAAAGAACUCAAAAAGUACGGCCCUUUUGACCCUUAUAUCAAUGCCAAGAACAACGACAAUGAGACGGCUCUGCAUUGCGCAGCGCAGUACGGCCACACGGAGGUGGUGAAGGUGCUCUUAGAGGAGCUCACGGACCCUACUAUGCGCAACAACAAAUUUGAGACGCCUCUGGACCUAGCGGCACUCUACGGGCGCCUGGAGGUGGUGAAGAUGCUCCUCAACGCACAUCCCAACCUCCUGAGCUGCAACACUAAGAAGCACACCCCUCUGCACUUGGCAGCCAGGAACGGCCACAAAGCUGUGGUCCAGGUCCUCCUUGAUGCUGGCAUGGAUAGCAACUACCAGACGGAGAUGGGCAGUGCUUUGCAUGAGGCUGCUUUGUUUGGCAAGACCGAUGUGGUGCAAAUCCUGCUGGCUGCAGGAAUUGAUGUCAACAUAAAAGAUAACCGUGGACUGACUGCACUAGACACUGUCCGGGAACUGCCUUCUCAAAAGAGCCAGCAGAUAGCAGCACUUAUUGAAGAUCACAUGAUGGGAAAAAGAAGUACAAAAGAGAUGGAUAAAAGCCCCACAGCCCAGCCACCUCUCAUCUCCAAUACGGACUCCAUAUCACAGAAGUGUCAGAGUGAUGUGGAGAAAGCAGUGACUGAACUGGUCAUCGAUUUUGACACAAAUACUGAAGAGGAGGGUCCCUACGAGGCACUGUACAAUGCUGUCUCCUGCCAUUCCUUGGACAGCACAGCCAGUGGGCGAUCAUCUGACCGAGACUCCACAAACAAGGAGGCUGAAGCCGCAGGAGUGAGAACUGCCGGAGUGAGGCCUAGGGAGCGUCCACCGCCUCCAGCAAAGCCACCACCUGACGAGGAGGAGGAGGAGGAGGAGGAGGAGGAGCAGCGCAGAGAUAAGAAGUAUUUUCCCAGGACAGCUUCUGAGGUCUUGGCCGCGAGACCUAGGAUUCAGGGGAGUGGAGCCAGGGAAGAGGAUGAGCACCCGUAUGAGCUGUUGUUAACAGCGGAAACAAAGAAGCCGGUGGCAGUGGAGAGUAAAGUAAAAGACCACAGGCAAAGCAGCAGCAGCCGGAGCCAGGACUCUGCAGAGGAGCAAGACGGACAGGUCCCUGAGCAGUUCUCAGGUCUCCUCCACGGCUCCUCCCCGGUGUGUGAGGUGGGACAAGACCCUUUCCAGCUGCUCUCUGCCACCGGCCAGAGCCAUCCAGAAGGGUCCCCCCAGCCAGGCGCCUGCCGCGAGGCCAGCAUGCAGCUGGAGGAGACGGGUGCGCAUACCCCUGGAGCCUCUCAGCCCAGCGCCCUAGACCAGAGCAGGAGAGUGGGCUGCCCAUCAGGCUUGCCUACCACCACCAACAGCCGAUUGCACCCCGGAACUUUGACUCGCUCAGCACCUCUGCACCCUGGUGGUGCUGAGGAAGAAGGAGAGCGGCCCGGGGCCAGAAGCCGAGCCCCUCCCACCAGCAAACCCAAAGCCGAACUCAAACUCAGCCGCAGCUUGUCCAAGUCUGACUCUGAUCUCCUGACCUGCUCACCCACAGAGGACUCCACAAUGGGGAGCCGGAGCGAGUCCUUGUCCAACUGCAGCAUCGGGAAGAAGAGGCUGGAAAAGUCUCCCUCCUUUGCCUCGGAGUGGGAUGAGAUUGAGAAAAUCAUGAGUUCUAUUGGAGAAGGGAUUGACUUUUCUCAGGAACAGCAGAAGAUCUCAGGUUCGCGACCGCUGGAGCAGAGCGUUGGGGAGUGGCUGGAGUCGAUUGGGCUGCAGCGGUAUGAGAGCAAGCUGCUCCUGAAUGGCUUUGACGAUGUGCGCUUCCUGGGGUCUAACGUGAUGGAAGAACAAGAUCUGCGAGAGAUUGGCAUUGGUGACCCGCAGCACCGGCGGAAGCUGCUCCAGGCCGCGCGCUCUCUGCCCAAGGUGAAGGCGCUGGGCUGUGAUGGGAACAGCCCCCCAUCAGUGCCCUCCUGGCUGGACUCCCUGGGGCUGCAGGACUAUGUCCACUCCUUCCUGUCGAGUGGCUACAGCUCCAUCGACACUGUGAAGAACCUCUGGGAGCUGGAGCUCGUCAAUGUCCUGAAAGUGCACCUGCUCGGCCAUCGCAAGCGCAUCAUUGCCUCCCUCGCAGACAGGCCCUACGAGGAGCCGCCCCAGAAGCCCCCGAGGUUUUCCCAGCUGAGGUGCCAAGACCUGCUCUCCCAGACGUCAUCCCCCCUGAGCCAGAGUGACUCGUGUACCGGGCGCUCAGCGGACCUCCUGCUGCCUUCGGUGGACACGGGCAGGCGGCGGCACGAGAGCCUUCACGAGCCUGCCGCACCCUCUCGCACUGAGCGCUGCAGAACCCAGGAAGAGCACCGCGAGGCCAAGCUGACCCUUCGGCCCCCCAGCCUGGCUGCCCCCUACGCCCCCGUGCAGAGCUGGCAGCACCAGCCGGAGAAGCUCAUCUUCGAGUCCUGUGGUUACGAAGCCAACUAUCUGGGGUCCAUGCUGAUCAAAGACCUGCGAGGGACAGAAUCUACACAAGACGCCUGUGCCAAGAUGCGGAAAUCCACUGAGCACAUGAAGAAGAUCCCCACUAUCAUCCUGUCCAUCACCUACAAAGGAGUCAAGUUCAUCGAUGCCUCCAACAAGAACGUCAUCGCAGAGCACGAGAUCCGCAACAUCUCCUGCGCGGCCCAGGACCCCGAGGACCUGUGCACCUUCGCCUACAUCACCAAGGACCUGCAGACCAGCCACCACUACUGCCACGUCUUCAGCACAGUGGACGUGAAUCUCACCUACGAGGUCAUCCUGACGCUCGGGCAGGCCUUCGAGGUGGCCUAUCAGCUGGCUCUGCAGGCCCAGAAGGCCAGGCCUGUGGGGGCCCCCGCAGCAGAGACGAUUGAAACCAAGUCUACCAAACCAGUGCCUAAGCCUCGGGUCGGCGUGAGGAAAUCUGCAGUGCCGCUGCCCCCCGAUAGUCGCUGUUGUUACUGUCACACCUGCACCACCCACCGUCCCUCCUACCUACCGCUGCCGUCUCUUAGUCCUGGACUCAAGGUCUUUGCGCCUCCUGCUGUCUUGUGUGUCCGUCUCCCCGAAGUGACCCUGGAACCGCCCGACGUGGACCAAGAUGCUCAGUCCCAUGCCAGUGUCUCCUGGAUUGUGGACCCAAAACCAGACUCUAAGCGGAGCCUCAACACCAAGUAUGAGACCACUAUCUUCUAAAACAGCCCACUCCCCGUCUCCACUAGUGUCACUGUGCCUUUGCCGCCCGGUCUUUCUGCUUUCUCGACUCCUUCCAGCUGCUGACGCCACGGCGCCGCCUCCACGGGGCCCUGCUCUCCUGGGCAGCUGCUCCAGACACACACUCACAGAUGUGCCCCACACCGCCACACACUGUGAAUCCUCCCCCUUGGGCUGAGGACAGCUUGGGGGGUGAGUUGCCUUUGAAGUGGGCAGCAAGGGGGCAAGGGAUGUGCGGGGCCGGGAGCCCACGCAGAACGCACCUUAACACCCUCUCGGGUGGGCCUGGCUCCCGGCCCCGCCCCCGUCUUCUGUCCUGAGCCGCGGCGGGGCGCUGUCCUCACCUUCCCUGACACAGCCAGCCACUGUGACGGCCCAGUGCCAGAACCCCGCAGCCUGCGGCCCCGCCCCCUCCCCUCGGCUGCUCUGAGGUGCUGGCCUCGCUCUUGUGGUCGGGCCCCACUGAGACUGAGCUCGGAGACGUGGCCUGGCCGGGGACAGACUGCGCUCUGGGAGGGCCCCGGGUACGUGCCAGGCCCGUGGGCGCCGGCUGACUCCACUCGGCAUGUUUCUUGGUCCUAAUGGGCCCUCUACUCCAAGGAACCUGGUGGCGUGCAUGUGUCUCAGCCGUCGAAUCGCAGGCUGUGGAGCUGUGGCUCCCAGGGGAAUAAGGCGUUCCUGUAGGAGCAGCAGGAGGGGCCUGGCCCUGCUCCCGUGGUGCACCCUCCCUUCCGCAGAGGAGCGGCUGCAGCACGGGGGUCUAGACCGAGCCACUCCCGUAGUCCUCUGACGUUUCUCCACGCUGUGGGGCCACGGUGUGCGAGCGCAUCAGUUUAGGUGGCAGCAGUUCCGUCGGAGGCCGCGCGGAUGUAGCGUAGCCCGGCGGCCGAGCCCGGUGGGCCCUUCCGCCCCGCUGACCGUGUGCCUUCCUGAGCGGAGCGGCGGGCUGGGUGUGUGGAGGGCAGGGAGGCGGGGAGGGACUGCUCCUCUGCACCUCCUCUCCACUCCUCCGCCUUUGCAGCCCCUGUAGUUAACCCUCUCCUCCCCCCGUUGUUUGCUUCUGCCAAGCUGAGCCACUGAGGAACCACACUGUGCUGCGGACACACACACGUGGGGGCGCAGGCUCCUGCCACCACCACCGCCACCUCACCUGCAGCUUUGAAGACCCAGGCCCGACCUCUGCCUGUGGGGACCUCCGCCCGACAGCUCGGCCUGGGCCUGCCGCCCCCAGGCCUUGCAGAGCGAGCCCAGCCCUGCCGAGGGAGGCACCGCAGGCCCAGCAGAGGCGCUGCCUGCAGGGCAAGAAGGACUCGUCUGAACAGGUUUUUAAUAGAAAAAGGCUUUUUUAUAAAAUGAACUUUUAACAUUUGGCUCAAACCUCUCGGUCAAACUGCCAACCAUUAGACAAAUGGCUGUGGGGUCCGAGGACAGGGGACCUGAGAUUGGCAGCCUCUGUCCUCACGGUGGGGUCCCAGCGUGGCCUCUGUGUGGCUCAGGCCAGGGGAGUGGAUGGGUUUCUCUGCUUUUCCAGCCCCCAGCCAAGCUGCUGUCCUUCACAACGCUGCCCGACUUCUCAUCCGGUCUUGCACUGGCCAUGGGCAGCUGGGCAGAAACAGCUGCUUCCUGCUUCCAGGGUUCCAAAUGUGAGGGUCCAGUGGCCAGGCGGAGACGAGCAAGCAGUCUCUGGGGCCAGGAGCUCCUCCGUGCCACGGAGUCAAAGAGCAGCAGCUUGCUUUGGUGCGUCAGUGGGCAGUCCGAUUUGUCUCAUCGGGGCUGUGCCGUUAGGGCUCAUUUUGGUUCUCUGAACAAUUGGGUUGAAGCUGGUAUUCCCUGGUGCUCGGCUUCUCGCUGGCUCCAGGCAUAGAAGAGGCCUGUUGGUCCCUUUCAUUCCCCCAGUGCGGCCUAAGAGCAGGCCUGGUCUGCGCCCACCAGUGCUGCUUACGCCUCCCCCUGGCUCGCUUUGCUGUUCCCAGUGACCUGGGCUGUGUUCUUCACCCUGGGUGCCCUCAGAAAGGAAGGGGUUUGUUCCGUGGUGCUGAGAGGCAAAGCCGGGCCAGGCCUGUUGCUUCCAGGUCGUGGGCAGGCAGUGCUGCCCGCCAUGGGUAGGCUAGCAGGCCGCAUGCUGGGCCCAGGGUGCCUGGUCCAGGACUCAGCACCGCGCCCUGCCUCCCAGAUUGGAUGCUGAUGUCUGUGUCCCCGUCCACAACCCUGUGCCUGGCCAGAGCGCGAGGGCAGGCCUGUACCUUGCAGCUGACUUGAGGCUGGGCCUCGGGGCUUUCCUGUCUGCUGAGCGUCUGGCAUGGCGGGUCUGGGAUUCAGCUCCCCGCUGUGGGAGAGGCAGACUCCUCCUUCUUGGUACUAAACAAGGACCUCAACACCUGCAGUUCUUCCUGUUGGCUUCAGGGCCUGAGAAUCCCCGUCAGUGACACUGCACAGUAUUCAGCCCCUGCUUCCUCCCAGAGCUGCCCAGGAAGCCUAAGGAUCCCGAGUGCACGGUGCUGCCUCGCGUUGCGGUGCCGGGGCGGUGCCGUCGUCUUGUACAGGGGCCGAGUCCCAGCUAAGCCGGCGUCUGCUGGUGGGCGGGAGACCCAAACAGAAACCACGUAGACACUAAGAUGCGUCCGGAGGCCGUCUGUCGUUCUUAGAGCAUAGGUGUGUCUUCCCCGAAGCUGCUAUCUCUCUAUUUAUUCAGGGUGUGCUCGCACCCCAGCGCCUCAGCCGGUCUCCGGCUCUGGUUUUGAGAUUGGCUUAUUUCAAAGACAGGAAUGUAAGGAAGGUGGCGCGCUCCCCUGUGCCCGCCCCGGGAAGGCCAGGCUUGCGGUCGGAGAGCCCUGCGUGUGCACCGAGUGCAGGUCACACCGGGAGGCCCAGUCCCUGUUUCUGAACUGUGAAGGAGCCCGAGGUGGGGGACUGCAGCUGGGAGCAGACCCAGCCCUGGCUCCCCGGCCCCCACCUUCUCUUCCGCUUGCUCUGCACUUGCCACGCUCCGCUGCUAGCAUCAGAUAAUGGAGGGUUCCUUGAGCAGCCUGGGCUGAGCCCACAGCAGGCACAGCCGUAGUCACCCAGGCCCCGGGAGCCUGGGCUGAGCUCGGCCUUCGGAGAUGCCCAGGCCUGCAGAGUGCAGCUCACGGAGGUGUGGUUGCAGAUGGGUGGCAGUGGGACUGAAUUGUAAUAAAAAUGUUAUUUAAUCUUUGUCUCUGUAUUUUGAUACUUGAAUGACUUCCCCUCGUUUCACUGUACAUACAUUUGUUCAUCUGUCUGAUUUUGUCUGAAUUAUAGACAUCUUGUGGUACCAAACAUAACCAAUCUGUGUGGCAACAUAGACUGACCUCACUUCACGAGAGUGUAAAUAUUCCUGGGCUUCCAGCUUUGGUUUUGUUAUUUUCGUAACUGUACAACUUAGAACAGAUGGAAUGAAUAAAUGAGGAGCGACAUCAAA
This is a messenger RNA of Oryctolagus cuniculus (rabbit), 7531 nucleotides long. The record is from RefSeq and is a predicted model, not a curated record. Lineage: Eukaryota; Metazoa; Chordata; Mammalia; Lagomorpha; Leporidae.